Molecule: messenger RNA, 6417 nt
Organism: Orussus abietinus
Lineage: Eukaryota; Metazoa; Arthropoda; Insecta; Hymenoptera; Orussidae
Product: serine/threonine-protein phosphatase 2A 56 kDa regulatory subunit gamma isoform
Exons: 9
Coding region: 1330-3111 (593 amino acids)
Biological process (GO): signal transduction; protein dephosphorylation
Cellular component (GO): protein phosphatase type 2A complex; nucleus; cytosol
Molecular function (GO): protein phosphatase activator activity
Source: RefSeq, a predicted model, not a curated record
GUCGUUGAUUUCGAACGAUUUGCAGCAGUAAAAAUUCAUGAUUUUAGGAGUGAUGUGAGAAUCCCUCAUUUUUUUUUCUUUUUUUAUAUGUGAGACUUUUUAACGUUGGAUCAUGAUCGCUCGUUUCGGGAACGAAAUUUCGUGAGAUCCGGUUGAAAUUGGCUCCGAUGAUUUGUAAGUCUGGGAGAACGACGAAUCGUUUCCCAGGGGAAACGAUUAGUGUAAUUACUUGGGUACGAUCGUAUGACGGGUAGCAGGGCGCUAACGAAUUGACCUAUUGGCGACGAUUAUCGAUACCUUCCAACGACGCCGUCCUUUUUCGCAAUCGAGUGCGUAGUUGGUGACGCCGUUCAGUGUAACCUUCGAAUCGCUCGCGUAUAGUGGUCGAAAUGGUUGCCAUAUCUAUUUUUCACCUUUAUCUUCUAUACCGUCGAUCCGCGAUUGUCCGUCUCGUAACUUGAGAUCUAAUCGGUUCCUUGGAUGUGAAAUUCAAUUGGUUCUUUUCACCGAGAAAAUUAAAGGGGGGAAAGAAAAAAAUGAUCUCGACUCGCGUCACGGGGCGAAAAUUCGGAGGAUAUUUUGGGCUCGAUUAUUAUCGCGUCUCUCGUCGAUUGGGGAAGGUCGGGGUCGAAUGGAGGGAAGACGAGUCCUUCUUCCUUGAUUGGAUGCUUCCUCCCGGGUGGAAAAGGGGCGAGAAAAAUCCGAACUCGGUGGUGGGACCCCGGAGGCGAGAAUUAGAGGCCGAGCCAAUCUCGAGAGCCCGGUGUAUCGAUGUCGGGUGUCGAUAUCGAUCGGCCCGAUAUCGAGCCGCAGGCCGAACCUUACGACACGUGGAGCUACUCGUCUAGGAUUUAAUGGGACUAUGUCGAGAGAAAAUGGGGGAAAUAAAAAGAGCCGCGGACUUCCUAUCGCGCGGUCUCUCCGUCUUCCUUCUCGAGGAGAUGGCUUCACGGGGAUCGAAAUCGCGGAAAUUGGCCCGAAGCGAGCGACGUGAAAGACACCGACGUUUGACGGUAACAAUGGGUCUUACGGAGCUGACGGGGCGGGAUAAGAAAUUCAAGAGAAAUUACCACCGAAGUAACUUGGAAGAUUUGAGGAAAUCAGGGGUACGGAGACGAUUCCCGGGGAAAUGCUGGAGAGGGAGAAAACGCGAUUUUCACGAUUCUGGGAUCGCCACGAGGCGACCGGAUACGAAGUGCACGGUGAAUUAGGACUGUAAAAGUUAAUGUUUCCCCCGGAAGUGCGGAAUAGUAGCCCGAAACAAGCUACAAAUGGCAGCGGAAUUAAUACGCAGUCCUGGGAUUCCAAGUGCAUCGUUUGAACCAGCGAAUGGGACUUCUUCUCAUCUUGGAUUCCGGCAUGCAAAGUAAAAUGCAAACCUUCAGCAACCUCGCAUUCGGGAACGUUUUCAAGAAGAAGACGAACAAGGUAUCAGGGGGUCCGCCCAGCGGCAGCGCUCCGCCUCCGCCGCCGACGCUCAUCAACAAGAUCAAGUAUCAACCUGGCGGGCCCGUCAUCAAGAAGGACAAGAGGCAGAGCAGCUCGAGGUUCAACAUCUCCAAGAACAGGGAACUACAGAAACUGCCGCUCUUAACCGAAGCCCAGCAAGGCAACGAGAGGGAGGAACUCUUCAUUCAGAAGCUGCGACAGUGCUGCGUACUCUUCGAUUUCGAGUCUGAUCCCCUUUCGGACCUGAAAUGGAAGGAAGUAAAACGCGGGGCUCUUCAGGAGAUGGUCGAGUAUGUGACCAAAAACAAGAACGUCAUCACCGAAGCCAUUUAUCCCGAGGCGGUAAACAUGUUUGCUGUGAACCUGUUCCGCACGUUGCCGCCCUCGUCGAACCCGAACGGAGCGGAAUUCGACCCUGAAGAGGAUGAACCUACCCUGGAGGCGGCCUGGCCGCACUUGCAGCUCGUCUACGAGUUCUUCCUGCGCCUCCUGGAGUCGCAGGACUUCCAGCCUUCGGUGGCCAAGCGCUACAUCGACCACAAGUUCGUCUUUCAGCUCCUGGAGCUCUUCGACUCCGAAGAUCCCAGGGAGAGGGACUUCCUUAAGACCACGUUGCACAGGAUCUACGGGAAGUUCCUCGGCCUCAGGGCGUACAUCAGGAAGCAGAUCAAUAACGUUUUCUAUCGAUUUAUCUACGAGACCGAGCACCACAACGGCAUCGCCGAGCUGCUCGAGAUCCUCGGAAGUAUCAUUAACGGCUUCGCGCUACCUCUGAAGGACGAGCACAAGGUCUUUCUAUUGAAGGUGCUCCUGCCUUUGCACAAAGCAAAGUCCCUCUCCGUCUACCAUCCGCAGCUGGCGUACUGCGUGGUGCAAUUCCUGGAGAAGGAUCCCUCCCUGACCGAGCCCGUUAUCAGGAGUCUAUUGAAAUUCUGGCCGAAGACGCAUUCUCCUAAGGAAGUGAUGUUCCUCAACGAGAUGGAGGAGAUCCUCGACGUGGUCGAGCCGGCCGAGUUUCAGAAAGUCAUGGACCCGAUGUUCAGGCAAUUAGCCAAGAGCGUCUCGUCCCCGCACUUUCAGGUGGCCGAGAGGGCUCUCUACUAUUGGAACAACGAAUACAUAUUGUCCCUGAUCUCGGACAAUUAUCACGUCAUCCUGCCGAUCAUGUAUCCCGCUCUGUACAGGAACUCCCGCGGUCAUUGGAACAAGACCAUUCAUGGGCUUAUUUAUAACGCGCUGAAGCUUUUCAUGGAGAUGAACCAGAAACUUUUCGACCACUGCGCCCAACAGUACUAUCAGGAUCGGCAGAAGGAACGCAAGCUCUUGAAAGACAGAGACGAGGCAUGGGUUCGCGUGGAAGCUUUAGCCAUGAGGCACCCUAAUUACCAGGCCGCUAACAAAUCUAUGGCCAAUCAGUCUUACUCACUGCCACAACAUCUGGAUAGUCCUCUGCCGGACGAGGAUGGCGACCAAAGUCCUCUUACCUUGGAAAAGAUAGAAGCCAAGGCUAACGAGGCAAAGAAGAUGACCACGAACACGACGAAGCCGCUGCUUAGAAGGAAAAGCGAGUUGCCGCAGGACGCAUACACGAUGCGAGCUCUCUCCGACCACAAACGCGCCGACGAGUUCCUCGUGACGCCACCAGACCCGAACAAGUGCUAGUCCCUGUCUCGCUCCCUUCUGAUCUACGCGCUGCUUUGCCGUAGUAAUGCCAGCAGUUAGAGUUCGUCCUGGUCGAGGAGAACGGCGACCACGUAGGACGUCGUCGCCGGGAGAAAACGGGAUCUUCUCGCGGCUGGACGAACGCAGAUCAGGUCCGAAGCGAAGAGAGAUAGGAAGGAUUCUCGCAGGGCACAGAGGAAGCCGCUAGAUUCAGAAACGCGUGCCGCCUCCGUUAGAACUCCGCUUAGCGAGAAAAAGGGACAACGUCCUUGUCCCUCCUGCUUUUCCACCGCAUAAGAUACACCCGGGCACCGCGUGGUCCCGAAGAGAACGGUCGAGGUCGGUGCCCAGGAGCCGGCGAUUCCCGAUCGGGAGCAUGUAGGUCGUCGACGUCGGUCCACUAGAUCGGAAUAGAUGACGAGAGAACAAGAGGAGCGGAACUCGAAGAGGGAAGGAGAGGGCUAGGACUUUGACGAAGGAAUCCUUCCGAUGGGAGGAGACGUUCCAUUAAAGGUUCGAGAUAUCCCGGCGGAGGUUUAAAGUCGCGGAGAAAUUGAUGACUACCCGGGGGGUCGGAAGGUCGAAGCCUCGCGGUCACUGUUGCGCCAUUAAGGCGAUAUGAAAGGGUCGUUCUAUGUACCAAAAGGGUGAAAAUAUUUAUACGACUUUUCUCCAAACUGGGCGCACCGUAUCCUUUGAAACUUGAGCACUAGAGUAUGAAGGCCCUAAGGAAGAACGCGAAUGCCUGGGAUAUUUCAUUUUUCAAAGGAAUUUCCCUGUGAGCCUGGAUUAGAACCAAGAACGGGCUUUUUUGUGAAAGAUCAGAUCUCACGAGCAUCGCGCUCUUCUUUUUGGUCUCCCCAUAAUCAGGCGUUAAUGUUUCAUAUGACUCGGUGCACCCAGGUUGGGAGAACGUAUUUAUUAAUACUUUAACGCGUUGUAUAUGUAGAAUGACUCUUUCAUAACGCCGUUAAAUGUUCGAACGAGCCAAAUAUUCGUAACUCGCCGUACUCUGCUGAUGGUGUAACGCGGAUGUUCGUUGAAAGCGAUGCAUCUCGUCGGCGUUGCACGCGAGUCGGUUGCGCGGAACCAGGGAAUUCAAAAGUUACGUAGAAACCCCAGGUCCUGUAUUAGCGGUUGAUGUUCUAAAAGUUGGCGAAGAAACGAGGAGUGCGGGUAAAAGAGAGAUAACAUAGUACUGUGUGUAAGAUAACGAGAGAAUACAAUCCGUUAUAUAUUGCCCUACGGUUAAAGGGGAUCGAGAGAUGAUUACAGCGCCGCCAUCCGUUGGCUAUAGUACUAUUUGUCAUGCACCAAACGUCCGUAUCCUUCUGGGCUUCUAUGGAGACUUCUGAAUUCUCUACUUCUGACUUCUCUACGUGAGUCUUCGGUCGAGUACGAAGUUGCAUGUUGCUUUAUCAAAAAUGUAUCCGACGUUUAGGUACAGCGUUAGACUCGAUUUCACCGUACUGUUAAUUUACUCGGUCCUAAGGCUACGAGAUGGAGAGAUUUUUACGCGCUCACGGUCGAAACGGGAAGAACACGUAGCAAAGAGAAUUAAUAAAGAGAAGAAAAGAAACGAGGGAAAGAGAAAAAGAAAGAAUAUGAGUCUUCGUGCUGCUGGCAGGCUGUUACGUUAAUAUUACCGAUAUACAUUGUUGAAGAUAAAGUAUUGAUAAGCUCCUUAUAUAAAAUAUUACAAAUUAAAGCUAUACAUUAAAUCAACUAUGAUAAUGAUUUACUUAUUCCUCCCGCGGGAACGGCCAUUUCUGCCGAAGUUGAUUACUCGUAGGACUAGCGUUGAUUUAUUUCAUUACUAUCGCUAGCGCCGUUUAAUGCCUGAUUCCACCAACCUCGGUCAAAUAGCUAAUCCUCGGUUACAACUAGUUACACGUUCCGCCACAUCUUUAACGACGGGUUAAUUUCCAUUAACUGUCGAUUAGAUUAACCAGCCAAAUUCGGUCGUUUAGCUUAGGUUAAUCCAACUUCAACCGCGAGGAAAACAUGAAUUAGAAUAAUUGAAGUUAACUUUAACCUACGGGUAGGUAAUCGAUGAUUUAACCGAGGUCGGUGGAGCCGGGCAUAAGUAUUAUUGCAGAAGUGAGCACCGAGGCAGCUACGGCGUUUAAACCUGCAGCUACUACCGACGUGCAUUAAAAAAAAAGUGCAUUAAAAUUACGCAUCGCAUUUUUCUAGUAUUAUAAUCGAAAGACGGAUUACUUGUGUAAGACUCGGUUAAUCGACUGUCUCCGUCGUAGUUCGACAGUAGCAUCGAACGAAAGCAAAUGCGAGCUAAUGCAAAUCGUAGACUUAGGGGAGGUCAGGUCACCCUAGAGCUGCCUGUUGUUUUAUAUUUAAUAUUACGUGUAGAUAAUCGCGUGAUUGUUUUUUAUAGACCCAGGUCUACUCUCCCGAGCGAGGAAAACGAUAUUCGAAGCUGCGUGGAUCGUUAUCGAGCAUCCAAAUAUAUGGGGAAAGAAUGGGGAGAGGAAUCUUUUAAAUUCGGGCCUUCGCAAACGUGAAAUGGAAUUUGCUGUGCUCUCCUGCCAAGGGAAAAAAUUAAAUAUAUAAAUAUAAAUAUAAAUAUAUAUAUACAUAGGCUCUCCAUCUAUUAACGUGCUACAAUGAUUAUCCGAAAGCUGUAAUUAUUUUCGCUGCUGUAAAUAUUUUGUAAAUAAUAUACCCGCGUUUCUAUCAGGCUUAUCACUUCGAGGAAGGGAUGCUAACGAAAUAGUAUAUUCGAUAUGUUUUCUUCGUGACUCUUCUCGAUGUGGUUCACUUAACCUUAAACGCUCGGCGCAUACCACGGAUUAAAUAACGUAUCGCUGUGCUAGAUAUAUAUAUUUUUUUAAACUACUCGUGCUUCUUUUAUAUAAUCUCGCGAGAUAGAUCUUAUUGGUUGCACAAAUUAGUCAGCCGGAACUGGAGUAGAUCGUCAGUCUUUGCCUCGGAGUUAUCAUCGUUACUUCGUGAUGCUGUGCAUACAGACACCGUCUUGAUAUGCUCAUCGGAGCAGUUGAUAUAUAUAAAAUUUAUCACAGUUUAUAGUUUGGCAGAUAAAGUUACAGUAUUAUGCGAUGUCCGUGCCGAAAUAUCUGAAUCGUUAACAACGGUAAAUGUUGAAUGCUAUGCGGAACAUACAUAUUUUUAAGCAAAAAUAAGAGUCCUACUCUGGUCAUACUUGUAAAUUACUUUAACUUUUUCCCUCCUUGAGUAUCGAAACACUCCCAUAUACGAUAGUAUAUUCCGUCUGUAAUAUGUUGAAAGCGUAGUUUUAUAGCGAAUAAAGCAUUGCUACAAAGUUUA